Molecule: messenger RNA, 2164 nt
Organism: Amyelois transitella
Lineage: Eukaryota; Metazoa; Arthropoda; Insecta; Lepidoptera; Pyralidae
Gene: Torsin
Product: torsin-1A
Exons: 6
Coding region: 293-1360 (355 amino acids)
Biological process (GO): cellular response to misfolded protein
Molecular function (GO): ATP hydrolysis activity; ATP binding
Source: RefSeq, a predicted model, not a curated record
GUGAGUUGGUAACACUGCUUGUUUGUUAUUUGUGGUAAAUAUUUAGGAAUAAAUAAUUACCUGUGGUAAAAAUAAUUAAAUUAAACGACAAAGGACGCGGUAUUACAUAUAUUUUUAUAAGAGAAAAAUAAAACACACAGCGAUAUAGUAUAAAUUAUUUUUCCGUGCGUGAUAAAUCCCUAAGAAUUGGACCUUAAGCAGUAUUAAAAAUAUGAUUUUUAUGAACUGACCGCCAACCAAUAAAUAAAGUUUGGAAAAGGUUUAAAUGGAUAUUACUUCGAAGUUCUAGCUAAUGAAAUUGAACAUGCAUUAUUUGAAUAUUAAGUUGUACGGUCUUAUAUUUUUACUGCUGAAUGAAGUACACAACUCUUCUUCAGAAAUAAUUACACUAUCUAUUGGUACCGCUGUAUUAGCAGGAGCAUGGAUGAAAUGGGAUAAUUUAAUAACGGAUAACACCGUUUGUCGUUUCAUGGAAUGCUGCAAUGAUGCCUAUGUGCCAUAUGAUUUGGAUAAGCUUAAAUACUCAUUGAGUGAAAAAAUGUAUGGCCAACCUCUUGUUAGUGAAUUGGUGAAUAUACUUCAUGCUCACAGAGAAUCUGUGUAUGAUAAAAAUAAAUCAAAUAAGAAGGCAUUGGUCAUAAGUCUUCAUGGAUGGUCAGGUGUGGGUAAAAACUAUGCCGCAACCAUGAUAGCAGAAUCCUUGUAUAAAAAUGGAAUGAAAAGUAAAUUUGUUAAAGUGUUUAUGGGUAAAAAAGACUUUGACUGUACAGAUCUUGAGAAAAGCAAACAAACCUUAAUUGCAAGUGUCAACAGCAUUGUUAAGAAGUGUGGCAAGUCUUUGAUAAUUUUUGAUGAAAUUCAUGACAUGUGUCCAUCUGUGCUGGAUGCAAUAAAACCUAUGCUAGACCAUCAUCAUGCUGUUGAUGGUGUUGAUUAUAGGGAUAGCAUUUUCAUUUUUAUAUCUAACAUUGGUGGAAAAGAGAUAGCUUCAAAUUUAUUAGAGCUUUAUGGAGAAGGUGUAAAGAGGAAUGAAGUUGAAUUCCAUAACUUCGAGCCUAUAAUUAGGAGAACUGCAUAUCAUCAAGGAGGAUUUGAAAAGUCUGCAACUAUUGCACAUCAUCUAAUCGACCAUUACAUUCCGUUUCUACCUCUAGAGCAAAAUCAUGUUGAACUAUGUGCACUGGCUGAAUUCAGAUUUCAUGGUAUAUUGGACCCUUCAGAGGAGAUGAUGGCGGAAGCUUUAACAGUAAUAACGUAUGGCCCAAGUGAAGACCAGCCCAUUUUUGCUAAUAAUGGUUGUAAACGAUUUACAAGGCACAUUCCAUAUGUAAUACAGAAAUUUAAGAGUAGAAAGAAUUAGAUUUAUAUACUUAAGUAAAUAUUUUAUAACUUAUUGUGAUAGACUAACUUUCUUCGGGUAGCUAAGUUUGCAAAGCAAGUUAGCAUGGCGUGAUUGUCCGUAAAAUUAAGAAACUGGAAAUCUUGUGUUUUUUGAUGGAAUGUUAAUAUUUAUUUAUGUACUUUGUGAAGUAAGAAGAGUUGUUGUUGCUAAAAGCAUUUUGUUAGUGUUCAAUCCACGAAAUUUCGGGACAGUUCUUACAAUUAAUACUAUGAUUUAACGUACGUAUUUAUAUAUUUACUUGUUAAUGAUUUCUACACAUGAAAUUAUUUUAAAUACGUGACUCUUUGACAAAUAACAAAGAACAUAGGAACAAACUUAAUAUUCUUUUUUAUUUUAUAAAAUACUAAUUAAAUACUUGUUUUCAAAAUUACAACGGUCAUAACAAUGUAUAAAACAAAUUUUAUACAAAUCUGUUUUUAAAAGUUAUGUAAAAGAAGAUAAAAUGACGCGACAGGAAUAGAAAGGCAAUGCUUAGGUACUUGGUAAAUGAAGAGAAUUAAUAAAAAUCAUAACCCUCCUAUUUGUAAAGUCAGGGAAAAAGUAAGUUGACUUACCAAAUAUAUAUAGGCCUGCUAAACCUACAGGCAACUCACCUCAACAGUCCAACUGAGAAAACUUUUCUUAGUUGGACUGUUGACCACUUAUUAGUAGGCAGUCACACUAUAUUUUCAGGUAAGUAAUCAAUAUGCAGUAAGAACAACAGUUAAAUUGUCCAAUAUGAAAUGUGAAAAUUUAUAGGGUAAAUCGACCGUAGCUAUUGUA